Alosa sapidissima (American shad) is the source of this 6382-nucleotide messenger RNA. It is a transcript of the gene elk4, whose product is annotated as ETS transcription factor ELK4. Lineage: Eukaryota; Metazoa; Chordata; Actinopteri; Clupeiformes; Clupeidae. The transcript has 6 exons. Gene Ontology annotation, biological process: regulation of transcription by RNA polymerase II; cell differentiation. Bases 448 to 1836 code for a protein of 462 amino acids. The record is from RefSeq and is a predicted model, not a curated record. Gene Ontology annotation, cellular component: nucleus. Gene Ontology annotation, molecular function: DNA-binding transcription factor activity, RNA polymerase II-specific; sequence-specific DNA binding.
GCUACUCUUGACAUCCCGUUAACAUUAACAAUAAGGUGUAGUGUGCUAAAUUAUGGCAGAAAUCUAAUUUGUCAGAGAAAAAUAACCACACGUAAGCAGAUUUGGCCUCUGUAGGCUAUCCGAGAUGCAUAUGCAGCGCGCCUCCAAAUGACCACUGAGGGAGCUAAAAGCAUAUUUAUGAAAAUACUAGCAAACAAAAAAGGAAGUGAUCUCAGCAGUCUUAAUUUCCUGUUCUGAGAGAGAUUUGUUCCUGUUAACAAUUGCUAUAAGGACCUCAAACAUUUUUUGUAGAUUUGUUUUUCCAACAAACUUGUCUCUUCACGGCAGAACCUAAUGCAAUUCUGCAGAUCAAGAAUUAAAAAUGUAGCCACCUAAGUAGAAAUUACUUAGGUUUCUGUGGACUGCCCAAGAUUGGAAUAAAAAACAUCGGCAAGUAAGCUGGAUGCCAUGGACAGCUCGGUCACCCUGUGGCAGUUCCUGCUGCAGCUUCUCCUGGACCGGAGCCAGGAGCAGCUCAUCUGCUGGACCAACCAGGAGGGCGAGUUUAAGCUGCUGCAGGCCGAGGAGGUAGCCAAGCUGUGGGGCGCGCGCAAGAACAAACCCAACAUGAACUAUGACAAGCUGAGCCGGGCCCUGCGCUAUUACUACGAGAAGAACAUCAUCAAGAAAGUGAACGGGCAGAAGUUUGUGUACCGAUUCGUCUCCUACCCAGACAUCCUGAAGGGGGAGCCGCUGAGCCGGGCCGAGGGGGCAGGGGAAGGGGGUCUGGGCGGGGCCUUGCCCGUGAUGGACAGGAGCCCCAGCGGCCAGCUGAAGGAGAAGGAGAACAAGAGCGGAGUGUUGGAGAGGGCCGGAGGGGCCGGGGCCGGCGGACAGGGCAAAACCACCGGCCGGAACGACUACAUCCACUCGGGUCUGUACACCACCUUCACGCUGACCUCUCUGCAGUCCGGCACGCAGCUCUUCAAGUCCAUCAAGAUGGAGAACCCGGGCGAGAAGCUGGCGGAGAAGAAAGGAGCCCAAGAGGUUCAGAUAUAUCAGCCACAGCAGCAGUCCUCCUCCCCGUCUGUCAUCCGGUUCGGGACCAUCCCAACCAGCCGGUCAUCUGCAUCCGCCGCAGCCGACAAGCCCCCGUUGGGGUCUCCCACGCAGACAAUGGUGCAUUCCCUCCAAGCCCCACCACUGGCGGCCGGUGACGUGGAUGUGACUGGCAGCCAGAUGGCUAUGCCUCAGACGACCGGUGCAUUUGAGGAGACCCUGGCCACCAGCUCCCAGAUACCAGUAUUCAGCCUGGUGGGGCUCAACUCCCGCUCACCCUCACCCAGCGCGCUGCAGGACUCCACCCAGGAGCUGGUGAUCGACAGCGACAUCGAAUCCAUCUCCUCCCAGCCAUCAGAGAUUUCGCUACAGAGCCAGUCCAUCUCCAGUGUGUUCUCGAGCACAGGACAGGGGAACGAGGUGCAGCUCUCUCCAGCCCGCAGCCAGAGCGGAAAGCUCCGCAAGCCCAAAGGCCUGGAGCUGAUGCCCACGCUGGUGGUGACCAGCUCGGACCUAAGCCCCAUGGGCCUGUCCAGCCCCUCGCUGCCCACCGCCUCGCUCACACCGGCUUUUCUGCAGACUCCCACGCUGCUGCUGACACCGAGUCCUCUGCUGUCCAACAUCCACUUCUGGAGCACACUCAGUCCAGUCGCCCCUCUCAGCCCCGCACGCAGACAGGGCCACCACACACUGUUCCAGUUCCCCUCCGUGCUCAACACACAGUUCACCUUGCCAGUACACAGCCUGGACGGCACCACCACCCCCGGGCCACUCUCGCCGGACCCCCCAAAGACAUAAGCCCCGCUCCGCUCCGGCCCCAUCCGCAUCACCCACGCCAUCUCUCACCGCCCAGGCCUCUUCGCUCUCCAUUUUUUUCCUCACGUCCAAAAUCUGUUCCCGUCUGAAAACCAAAAUCAGGGGCCUGCGUUUGCUGUCGCAAUUUGUCGUUUGUUUUGUUUUUCUAAGGUGAGGCUCGAUAGCGGAAUGUUUCCACUGUUGGAUUACGAUUGCUGAAGAUGGGGUGGGGAGGACCAGGCUCUUAUCCUGUUGUGUUUCCCGCUCUUGGAAAUGCUCAUCGCCAAGCAGGCUCCACCCUCAGGAAAAGCUCAGACGCACGAGCUGAAAGGGAGCCUGGCCAGUGGUGAAGCUGCUGCGUCACAUGACCACGCACCAAUCAGGCCUCUCUGUCCGCUAACCAAUGGCAAGGCCUCAUGUGGAUGAUGUAAGGAUUGUCCUUUUAAACUUUUACUGGUGUAAUGUUGAACUUCAAGUGCCCUUCAUGGAUGCGGCUGGGCUGAACUUCUUGUAAUGAAUAUUCUUUUUUUUAAACAUGUUUUUUAACAUGUGUCCUAAGUAUGUGCUCUGUGAUGACUCAGCCUGACCAACUAUCGAUGCCUAUUUGCUCGCUCUGUUAACCUUAUGUAAUAUGUUUUAGGAGAGUUCGCCCCAAGAUGGCCUCAUAGUUGAAACCCUCCGACCUAAUUGUGACCUUCUCUCGUCUGCACCUUUCUGCAAAAAUUGCUUGGGCUACUCAGUGUUGUGACAGCAAUCUGAGAUUAACUGGUGUUAAUGCCAUCAGUGUCUCGCCACAAAUUUGCCUGUAGUAUUACAUUAUUACAAAAUUACAUUUCCCACUGUUAGGCAGGAGUUCACCGAACGGGCAACUUGGAUAGAUAAUCCCCUGUAAAAUACUGUAAUGGGCUAUGAGGAGUCCUGACAAGUCGAACUGCCUUCAGAGCUCAAUGGGCUCCUGUAUCCUUCUAAGCCUCCAUUAACGGUUUUCAUUUUUGAAAGUUAAUGUGACUCACAGAAGAAGGGAAAGUCUAGAACAAUUUGCACUCAGAGGCAGCCCCAGCUGGGGAUAACUUGGGACGGCCAAGGCUGUUGACGGCACAGAAUUGUAUGAACAUACCGCAUGUCACCCAUUGCUUGGUAAUCCCACGGAGGUAUUUCUAAGUGCAGUGGCAGGUAGUUUCUUGGUGUUUUAUGCCCCCAACGUUGUCUUCAAGGCAUCGCUGACUGGAAGGCACUAGGGUUAGGCAUGGGUUAAGGUUAGGGUUGGGGUUAGAUUUAGGAUUAGGUGCCUUUAAGUCAGCGGUGACAACGUUGGGGGCAAAAACACCAUCGAGCUGGCAGGUAUCCAAGACGGCUGACCAUAGGCAGUAAUUCAUCUUUAUUGGUUUCUGACAUGGACAUUUCUAGACGCCUGUUUGAGUGCACACCUUCUAACAUUGACAUUUCUCAAGGAGAAUAGUUGGGGUAAAAAAACAAGGAUAAUUGAUAUCCACAUAAUAUUUCCAAUUUUUUUUACCCAUAAAGAACAGAUAAAUGCUGCAACGACAGUGUGGAAAUCUUGUUGACUGCACUGCCCUUGGCACAGAGCAACUUACCUGCUUUGACCGAAUCCAGCCCUUUGCAUGAAGGGAGAAAAAACAGGUUAUUCAAACACAGUUUCAGGGAAAAGGCACUGAGGAAUAGUGACAUGUAUAGACCCUUUCAAGAGAGUUCCAUUAUCAGCAUCAUAGUUGGCCCCACAAGACUUCCUUUUUAACAUUCCAUAUGUUAUCUUAAUGCAGAGGAAGUAGAUUGGGGCCCAAAUAGAACGUUCAAGCAUUGUUUUUGUUUUUAUUGUUGAAAGGGUCUAUUAACAAUUCUGUUUUGUAACCUGCAGCGUAGCGUGUGGUCUGCAUCCCUGUCAUUGUUGCCAACACAUCUCCCUCGCUCACAGGACAUUCUUGAAUUUCCCCUGGGGAUCAAAAGUAUCUAUCUAUCUCUAUCUAGAACAUGAGCAGCUUUCUUGGCCAUUGGCCUUUUGCGGUUUUCUAUGUAGAUUGUCAUCAGUUGUAGACUAAAAGGAUCUCAAUCAUCAGUAUGCUUUCCUUCACCUUUUGGCACUGCAGAUUGUAUUUACUAUUUGUCUCAGAAUUUGUCACUUCUGUGCACUUGCCUCCUAAGUGCAGUCCCCUACCUCUAUCCUGAAGGAGAAAGCCACGCUUUGAAGACAAACUACACCAGCACUUAAAAACCCACUCGAAACUGGAACUUGUAUUUUAAUUGUACGCACUUAAUCUAAUCUAUUUGGGAGACUUUUGACCUUGCGUGUACUUGUGUGUUCAAAUCUAUCCCCAAGUGACUUAACCCACCCCCCCCAACGCCAACCCCCUCUUUCCCCUGUUCCUUCUCUGGCGUUAGGACAUGCAGCUUCUCACAAACAAGGCCACUAGUGUUACAUUUGUGAGCAGGAGUCAGUGGAGUUAGUUAGUUAAUAAGUAAUCUACAGUAGGUCCACAGUAUCAGGCUGUAUUAGAGUCGUCUCAAGGAUAUCAAGCUGUUUCGUUAUGUUUUCCCCUCACAUAACAUGGGAAUUAUUUGAUCUCACUCACACUCCCUUAAAACCUCAGAAAGAAAUAUCUCAGGUAUUAUGAUGCAUGGUCUUGUCAUGUAACAAGAUCUAGAAUAUGUCAGGUUCUAUCACCAAUUUUAUAAUAAUUUCUCCUUUCUUGGAUAAAUGUGAGGGUCUAAAAUUAUGUUUUUGUUUUUACUCUUUUUAAGCCAUACUUAAUUGACCUCUGACUAUUCUGAAAUCAAAUCUAUUCUACAGAGAAUUCUACUGCACAGCAUGAACACAAUGUUGGAAUGAAAAGGCCAUGCACAUGGUGCCUUAUUUUGCUGGAUGGAUGUAUUUGCCAAAUGAGAUGAGGUUGUUGGCUGUGCAUUCUCAGCUAGCAGGGUCCUCAUCAGCAAGAAAUGAUUGCUAGGGUCAUGAUGCAGUUGCUUUUCUGGAAACGACUAUUUUUCCAUUUCUGUUCAUUCCUCAGUAUGCAGGAUGGCAUGCUGAUCUCUACAGCCCAUGAAUGACUAAAACCAUGUUCUUAUACACAGGAUUCCUGGUGUACCUUGUGUGGCCCCAUGUUUUGAAUAGCAGACCUUCUGUGCUAUAGAAUAUGAGAAAAUUAUAACAAUUAUAGAACAUUUUUAAUUUUAAAAGAGAAAGUAUGGGUAUCAGCACUUACACACUCUGUUGGUUUUCUACUGUUAGACAUAAUAUUGCCCUCCUGUAACCUUGUUUCCACCAGUCUAUGGAGUCUUCACUUUUGUUUUGUUUUGUGUAUGUUCUUGUGGCCUGUGUACCACUGAUGCGGGUGAUGUACUAAAGGCUUCCAUCAAUUUCUAAUGCCUCCUGCGGGAGUGGUUAUAAUGUGUGUACUGCAAGCUCACAACAUACCGAACAUGGUGCAUAAUGACUGAUUUUAGACCUUCUCAUUCUGUGGAUUUUCUGUGUAUACUUUUUUCUUCCUUUGUCCCCUUGUGGGUGUUGUACUAUUGAUUUCCCAAGAUGGAUUGAAAUUAUAAUCAACAUUGUUUGGUUUGUUUUAGUGGAUAGGUUUGUUUGUUUGUUUAUUUGUUUGUUUGUUUUCCUUAUCAAAUCGGACCAGUCAGUGGACCUAUCCUUUGUAACACUGAAGGUUUGAACGUAGCAGCCUAACUGAACCAAGCUAAUGUGUUGUACAGUGUUUUGAUGCUAAAGUAGUGAUGCUUGACAGUAUUGGCACUUAAAAAGGUUUAUUUAUCCAACUAAAAGGUGACCUAAAAAUAAUUAUUUUUAACCCCAGCGGAUAUCUUCUGUGAAAUAUCACUUACGUAUAGUCCUAAACCACAGUGGUUUUAAAUGGUAAGUCUUAGUUCAAGGUGCAGUUUCAUAGAGAUAGAGAUUAACUCUACUCUGGGAAAAGGUAAUGUUAUAUAAUUGUAUCAUUAUUAUCUGAAAAGAUAUUUUAAUACAUCCCACUUUGAUAAAAAAAAUAAGUAAGUCUAUGCACAAAGUACUUUAUACUGCUGCACAGGUGGGCUCUUAAAAAGUUAAAAUCCCAACAGACUUUUACAAGUCAAGCUCAGCAAAUGUCUAUUUUCUCUCCUAAUUUACAUUUCUAUGCUAGUGAUAUAGUAUGAGCGAGAUAUGCUAUAUUUUACUUACUAUAGUUUUGAUAAUAUUCAAAUGACUAAUAGCCAUCCAAUUUUGCAUUGUACUCCUCGAGAAAUGCUAGCAUAAAGGUUAGAACAGAGACAAGUAGAUGUGGUCCAUAGGAGUUAUAAAUGGUUGCCUUUUCCUCUUGUGUAUAUGGUACUGAUAUAUCCCAUUGCUUUGGAAGUCAUCAGCUCUUGCAAAUGUAUUUUGUCAAAUAAAGAACAAUUAUUUUCCUGUUGUUUAACUCAAAUGUUUAAAUGCCAAAUGUUUACAAGCUUAAUGUUAAUUGGAGUGUUCCUUGUACUGUAAAUAGAGGUUGAGUGGUAAAUCUGUUGGAAUCAAAACAGGAAAUACAUUAAAUAUGGUGUUUGUCAACUG